Messenger RNA from Oncorhynchus keta (chum salmon), 3624 nucleotides. It is a transcript of the gene itgb3bp, whose product is annotated as integrin subunit beta 3 binding protein. Lineage: Eukaryota; Metazoa; Chordata; Actinopteri; Salmoniformes; Salmonidae. The transcript has 6 exons. Gene Ontology annotation, cellular component: nucleoplasm. The coding region runs from base 134 to 685 and encodes 183 amino acids. Gene Ontology annotation, biological process: regulation of DNA-templated transcription; CENP-A containing chromatin assembly. The record is from RefSeq and is a predicted model, not a curated record.
UUUUUAAUCAAUACUAUAUGCGAAUACUUUGAUAUUAAAGAUAAGAGAUGUAAUUAUGACCGGCAGAUAAGAAUUUCGUGUUGCUCAUGUUUCCGGAGGACUCAAAUUCUCUUGCAAACGCUGUACGCGCCAAAUGUGUUACCAUUGGACUGGGCCUCUCAGAAGUUGUUUGUCAACUAUCAACAACAAAAUGCCAGUCAAAAGAACACUCCGAAUGGAGAACAAUGACAACCAGACACCAGCCAAGAGACCUGCACCAAUCAGGAACUACUCCCCAUUGACUGGUACCUACCAGAUGAGUCCAAGUGCAUCUCCCCAAGCUGGUAAAGCCAAAGCCAGUGGGAAAACUGCUAAUUCCCAUAAACCACAGGUGCCACAGACGGAAGUAGAAAUCAUCCAAAGCAGAGUCCAGCCUCCGCGUGAAUGGUGCUUGCCAGAGCCAUUUGCAAGUUCCAACUCCAUUAUCAAGUUCGCUGACGACAUGACCGUAGUAGGCCUGAUUAUCAACAACGACGAGACGACCUACAGAGAGGAGGUAGGCACUAUGACGGCACGGUACCAGAUAAACAACCUCAACAUCAGCAAAACAAAGGAGCUGAUUGAGGACUUCAGGAGGAACCAGGCUGGCCACGACCCAAUCCUCACCAACGGGGCCGCCGCGGAGACGGUCAAAAACAAAGUUUGAGCUGAAAUGGGCAAACCACUUGGACACCAUGGUGAAGAAGGAACAGUGACUCUUCAAACUCAGGAGGCUGAAGAAAUUCUGCCUAUCCCCAAGGGCUCUCCCAGUGUUAUUUUCUACAUUGUUGAAUAAUAGUGAAGACAUCAAAACUAUGAAAUAACACAUAUGGAAUCAUGUAGUAAAAAGUGUUAAAAAUAUAUAUAUAUAUAUAUAUAUAUAUUUUUGACUUUCUUCAAAUAGCCGCCUUAGUGACAGCUUUGCACAUUCUUGGCAUUCUCUCAACCAGCUUCACCUGAAAUGCUUUUCCAACAGUCUUGAAGGAGUUCCCACAUAUGCUGAGCACUUGUUGGCUGCUUUUCCUUCACUCUGCGGUCCAACUCCUCCCAAUCCAGCUCAACUGGGUUGGGGUCGGGUGAUUUGUGGAGGCCAGGUCAUCUGAUGCAGCACUCCAUCACUCUCCUUCUUGGUCAACUAGCCUUUAUACCGCCUGGAGGUGUGUUGGGUCAUUGUCCUGUUGAAAAACAAAUGAUAGUCCCACUAAGCGCAAACCAGAUGGAAUGUCAUAUCGUUGCACAAUGCUGCGGUAGCCAUGCUGGUUAAGUGUGCCUUGAAUUCUAAAGAACUCACCAACAGUGUCACCAGCAAAGCACCAUCACGCCUGCUUCAUGGUGGGAAACACACAUGAUGAGAUCAUCCGUUCUACUCUGUAUUACAAAGACAGUGGUUGGAACCAAAAAUCUCAAAUUUGGAUUCAUCAGACCAAAGGACAGAUUUUCACCGGUCUAAUGUCCAUUGUUUGUGUUUCUUGUCCCAAGCAAGUCUCUUAUUAUUGGGGUCCUUUAGUAGUGGUUUCUUUGCAGCAAUUCAACCAUGAAGGCCUGAUUCACGCAGUCUCCUCUGAACAGUUGAAGUUGUCUGUUACUUGCAUUUAUUUGGGCUGCAAUUUCUGAGGCUGGUAUCUCGAAAGAACGUGUCCUCCUGCAACAAAGGUAACUCUGGGUCUUCCUUUCCUGUGGCUGUCCUCAUGAGAGCAAGUUUCAUCAAAGCUCUUGAUGGUUUUUGCGGCUGCAAAAAGUUAUUGAAAUGUUCAUGUCUUAAAGUAAUGAUGGACUGUCGUUUCUCUUUGCUUAUUUGAGCUGUUCUUGCCAUAAUUUGGACUUGGUCUUUUACCAAAUAGCCCUAUCUUCUGUAUACCACCCCUACCUCGUCACAACACAACUGAUUGGCUCAAACGCAUUGAGGAAAGGCGCAUGUGUUAAUUGAAAUGCAUUCCAGGUGACAACCUUGUGAAGCUGGUUGAGAGAAUGCCAAGAGUGUGCAAAGGGUAGCUACUUUGAAGAAUAUAAAAUGUAUUUAGAUGAGUUUUUUUGGUUACUACAUGAUUCCAUAUGUGCUAUUUCAUUGUUUGUCUUCAUUAUUUUUCUACAAUGUAAAAAAUAAAAACCCUUGAAUUGAGUAGGUUUCUUAACUUUUGACUGGUGCUGUAUUUGUAUUCUUGUUUCAUUCACUUAUUUUUGACCUGCACUGCUCGGCGCUUAAGAAUUUCACUGUACCCUGCAUUUACAUCGGCGACCCUGUGCAUGUGAAUAAACUCACCUCAUUGUUACCUGCGCCGUGUUGAGAACACCAGCUCUUAGAUCUGGGCUUUGAGACUGAUGCUGUCUCAGGGGCCAAGCAACGCCUCAAACAGCGUAGCUCAGUACAGCGCCAGGCCAAACACUGCCAAGACAGUGGAGUCAAUUGACAAUAAUAUUUUAACUUUGACGUUAUAACCUCUGAACCCGCUCCCUUUCUCUUUCUUCAACGUGCCUGCUGAGGUGUUACGCAGCGCUUACGACCAUUAUUUAAGUUUAGCAAAAGUUUCGGUAAGCAUUCUGGAGAAGUCACUUUUUGUGAGCAAUCAGGGUUCAGGCAGACAUAAAUCCACAGGGUUGUCCAGGCAUUACAAAUACCCCAGUAGGGAGGACUCCUGCCUGUAUGUGCUGAUGACUACAGAACUGUAAAGCGAAGGCCAUAAUAAUUCUGAGGCAAGUUUCCCUCAGCAGAAGGUAUUGAUUAUUUGUGUGUGGUGAGAGAUUUGGAAAAUUCAAUUAAAGGAGUUGUGCAAAGGAUUCGUAAAUUCUCCCUCCGACCUGUACAGAGACAUUUGUUAUGAUCUAAAUCAAUGUUGCACUUCACAAUAUAUUUUCUUAGAAGCAUAAAAAUAAAUAACAUGUAAACAGAUCUGCUUACUACAGAAUUACAUUUUAUUUUCUCAGAAGCAUUUAGUCAUGGGCAACCCAAUGACACGUGCACAUCUUCUGGGCAGUAACACAUUUUUAUUGCCAUUUUUCCAUAAGAAAAUCCUAUAUAAUGUGAAUUUUGAGGUGGGGGGGAAAAUGGGGAGAAAGGGGACUGCUCAGCAGUAUAAAAAUUGAUCAGGCCAUAGAUGGGUCCAUGUUGGGGAAGAUUUGUAUGUCAGCACAGCAGUAAUGGGGUGUAUUAAAGACAGGAUUUCAUAAAUGUAAUCAAAGCGCUGGGGUGGUUUCCCAGGGCUAAGGCCCAGGCCUCACCACGAUCUAACGCAUCAAUCCUCUCAUCAGACACAUGGCACCUGCUUGGGAGGAGUUUUAUGCUUUUUGAUUAAACACACAACUGUAAUUAAAGAGCAGUGAUAUAAAUUAUAUUACAGACUAUUGUGGUGACAACUGAAGCCGGGCUGCACUGCUGCAGCCUCAGACUACGCAUUCCUUCAGAUAUGAUUUCAGUCGUUUUGGAUUUUGUCCUCCAGUGAAAAAUUAUUACCUCUGGUAAUAUUGUUAACUUUUAAUCAAUUAGGCAAGUAUUUAGUAACAUCUGUAUUUCACUUGUAAAUCAAACCACUUAAGCCAACAGAUUUAUCUGUUUGUGAAUGGCAGUGCUCUGAGAGAAGUUAGUACUGUAUUCUCUGAAUUAUUCAUUUU